GUUCAAUGUGCCCCAUUCUCCAUGACACCCUGGUCUAGUGCCAGACUCAAUGUUCCCUACUGCCAGUCAGCAUCGGUUUCGCCUAGAUGGCAUGCCGAUCCUAUCGAAGCGCGAGAAAUUGAUCCGGAGAAUCGAGACUGGAGGGCAGAGGAAAUCGCACUUCAAGUCCCGCAAUGGAUGCAACUUCUGUAAGGAGAAACGAGUGAAAUGUGAUGAGGCCAGACCGAGCUGCCGGAAAUGCAUCGCACGCGGGGUGGCGUGCCUGUACUCGAACGUAGCCAGCUCACCUCACAACAGCAUCCCAAGCAGUGCCCUAACGCUAGCGGGGGUCAACCAAGUCGCCAGGACUCACCCUCACCUCCCCGUGGAGUAUCUUCUUCACCAUUUCUGGACUCAGACGAGCGGACGCUUGACCGGAGAACAGCGACAACGUAUCUACCGCGUCCACAUGCUUCCCUUGUCGCUUUCCCAGCCGUCACUCCUCCAUGCAAUUCUGGCUGUUUCCGCACGAGACCUCCUUUGUCUCCAACCGGACAGGCACCAGUUGUUGCCUAUCUUUUAUCAUCAUUAUCAACAAUUUGCCGCCCUGUACAACCAGGACCUGACGCAGCCGCCCUCGGUCACCGCCGCUAAUCUGAUGCACUCGAACGCAUUCCUGAUGAAUGUCCUGGUCGUCGCAGAUCCGUCUUCAAAAGCGUCGACCUCCUGGGUCACGCGAACUGAGCGAGAGGACAUCGACCAAGCCUUCUCCUGGAUCAAGGUGCAGGCAAUCCACCAAUCCAUCCUCCAUCCAUACAACACAUAUCUCCCACAUACCUUCUGGUACCCCGAAUUCACCAAGAACCACGACAUUAUGCAAACACCUCAGGCGUCCGGACUUCAACCGGGACCCCAACUCACCGCCCAGCUGGUGGAAAUAUGCGACAUCCAACCCAGCGACACCACCAACACCAACGUGUAUCUCUCCGCCUACAGAGUCCUGUGUACUAUCUGUGAAACACCCGCCAUGAACAAACAUCUUGCCCCCCAGCUGUUUGGGGUCUACAUCCGGUUCAUCGUCGAGAUGAAACCGCCCUUCGUGCAACUCCUCCAUCGGAGAGAUGAAGUGGCUCUACUGCUCUUCGCUAUUUGGUUGAGUGAGAUGCAGGAAUUGGAUCUCUGGUGGAUGCGCGACCGGGCACGGAAUGAAUGCCGCUCGAUUUGCGGGAUGCUGCUGCGCAGUGAGGAUUGGCGCAUUCGUGGGGUGGCGGAGUAUCUCGCGGGACUGAUUAGGCCUGGAGGCUUGGUUAGGUCAAAUGGGUUAUAA
Aspergillus japonicus CBS 114.51 is the source of this 1306-nucleotide messenger RNA. RefSeq names its product Zn(II)2Cys6 transcription factor. The coding region runs from base 50 to 1306 and encodes 418 amino acids. Gene Ontology annotation, molecular function: DNA-binding transcription activator activity, RNA polymerase II-specific; zinc ion binding. The record is from RefSeq and is a predicted model, not a curated record. Gene Ontology annotation, biological process: regulation of transcription by RNA polymerase II. NCBI's taxonomy places the organism in Eukaryota, Fungi, Ascomycota, Eurotiomycetes, Eurotiales, Aspergillaceae. The transcript has a single exon.